Molecule: messenger RNA, 2676 nt
Organism: Eimeria acervulina
Lineage: Eukaryota; Apicomplexa; Conoidasida; Eucoccidiorida; Eimeriidae
Exons: 1
Coding region: 1-2676 (891 amino acids)
Source: RefSeq, a predicted model, not a curated record
AUGACGGCCCCUACUCGGUUGCCCCUAGAUCUUGUGGAACUGGCUUCUCCGUGGACUCCCACGGCGGCCCCCUCUGCGGAAGCUGUCCAGCAUUUACUUGGUAGCCUUUCGGCUUCCGCAGUGCCCGCAGCUGAGGCGUAUGGAGAUGCCCCAAGGGCACCGUACACGUCUUUCUGGCGCAUUCCUUCCACGGGGUCCGCCACCUCCCGCAGCAGCAGUCGCUUGCUCCUUGUCGCUGGAGCCCUUGCCUCGAUACUAGCUGUUGCCUUCUUGCUUCUGCGGUGUUUCGCGCUACUGCGUGCGGAGUCCUAUUUGAGGCUUUCUGGGUCUCCGUCUUUUCGGAUACUGGCGGAAGAGGACGAUGUGUUUGCAUGCACGGGCAGUUCGGGGGGUUCCAGCCCAGGCGAGUCAAGGAGGAGUGCAGGACGACAGGCGUCGGGGGGCUUUGGCUUUCCUUCAAGGUUGUCGCCCAAAGUAAGAAAACAAAUGAGUGCGUUGACUUUGAAGAAACACGAGGCAAAAGAUUUGCUAGAGGAGGAGUUGUUGGAGGUGGCCUCUGCGCUCGGGCAGAUGCAGUCGCUGGUCGCCAAACUUGAGUAUCACAAUGGACGCUUUACCGAUCUGUCGACGCGGAUUGUCACCAUGAAGCUGGAGCAAUCACAAAAAGAACAAAACUUCGAGGACGGCGACGAGGAGGAUGAGGAGGACCUCAGCAUUAAAUUGGUCGCAGUGGAGGAGGAGUUGAAACUUGAGCAGAAAGAGCUGGAAACAGUCACCGAAAGCCUCCGAACGGUUGAGUUUCGGGAGUGGCAGGGUGUAGCGUCUUUGUACAUAAGGGGCGAAGCGUUUGUUGCUAGCGGCCGCUACAUAUCAGCGCCAGUUGCUAUGGCGCUGGUGGCGCGGUCAGUUGUCUUAGGAUCAGACGGGCACCUCCCCAAAGAGCUCUCGAUCGGUAGUAGGGCGCGUGUGGGGAUUAUGGUGACGGAGCUGGUGCUGCAGGCGCGUGCCUGCCGUUCCGAACUGGAGAGGUUGCACAGUAGUUACUUGGGCGGGAGUCGCCGUGUGGCGACGCUAGCAGAAGUUGCAGCUCCUGCCGCCCGCAGCGGUCGCGGCUUCCUCAAGGACUUGCAGAGUACAGCUAGUCUCAUGCAGAGUGCAGGCAUCUGGGAACAAGUCAAAAGUAUGGAGACUGAAUCCGCGAAUAUGCGGUCGGCCCUGGAAGCGGUUGGGCUGUCAUCCCCCAAAGGCUCGCCAAGUGCAACGAAGCGCACCUCGCGCACCAGCGUCUUUGACUUUAAAACCCCCUGGAGGACGUGGUGGCCGAGCUUCAAACGUUCUUCGGGACGGUCUCCUCCAGCGGACUUCCUCCUUACUGCAGGACAAUCGAAAGAAGGGUCCCCUCCCUCAAGAACGACAGAUGAACCACUCUCCUCCCUCUUUCAAAGCAAAGUUUCAAUCACAUCCUCCUCCCGCUCGGCCGACGAUGCAAUGCAGAGAGCGCCCCGCCUGUCAACGGCUUCUUACCUUGACGGAAAAAGAAAGGGCAAGUCGGGGAUGCAACACGCGAGCUCCUUCCCCGAACUAUUCUCGAAUUUCUUCGGGUUUCCAUCUGGUGGCGUGCCAGCACCAACAGGACCGCCACGCGCAGCAAGAACAAGCCGGGGCAGCGCCCCCCCCAGCCCCGAACCUUUUGACGAGGAUUCAGAGGAGUCUUUUGACGCGGCUGUUGCACAGGCGGCGGAUGAGUUUUGGCGUACUGGGAGGCUUCCGCAACAGCCCCUUUCCUCUGGCGGCUCUAUUCUGAGUGGGGCCGACAUGUUCGGACAAAGGGGGGUUAAGACCAUGCAACGUUGGGCAAAGGAUUCAGAGGCCGCACUUGGGGAGAGCGGCUUCGGCUACGCGGAGGUGCAGAGAUUGAAAUACCAAGUCACGGCGGGAAAGACAAUCAUGGCUGCCUGGAGUCCGGCUAGAGAAGCCUCAGCAACCGCUCGCCUCGAGAAGGAGCUUCUUGAAGAAGUCCGAGAGCAGCUAGGUGAAUGCGAAACAAUGAUGGGGCGGCUGAUUGAACGUUUAGUGGAGAGGGCCACAUCAAUUAUCACUUCAGCCGAAGGACAGAUAAAGGAUGCUUUAAGAACAUUGGAGCAAGCCAUGGCAAGGUCCCACGUAAGCGCAUUAAACCGCGUUUUAUACGGUCGAGUGAUUCUAGGCGUAGCUGAAGCCGUCAAGAAAGCACAGAAGACGCAUGAAACGUACUCAAGACUGGCCGAAGAGGUGCCCGAGGUCUCCAAGAAGCUGAACCAAGCCCUCCUUGGCCUAGCCAAAAGCGCACUGGAAACUGCUUCGCGUGUCGACGUUGCCUCCCUUCAGGCGACAAGCUUCGCUUCUGGGGAGGCAGAGGAGGAGGAGCCAACAAUAUAUCUAGGAAAAAGCUUCCGCACACUCUUGGGGGAAAAAGCACCGGGAGGGGCAGCAGCAACGGGAGCAGCAGGAACUUUCCCGCGCGUGUCUACCACACGAACCCAGCCGAGGAGGGCUGAAUUAAGAUAUGCACCACCUUCGGUAGGUGGGUCACUCGCGGACCUUAUUCUAGAUCCCCCAGGGGAAGGUGGGGCAAGGCUCAUGGCUUCUGCAGGAAGAAAGGCAUCCAAUGCGGCAUCGCGCCUACAUCCGCGAUAA